GCGCACGCCGUGGCCCCGAUGGAGCGGUACAAAGCACAGGGGUGUUGCUGUCUGGUGGUUCAGAGAAGGAUCCUGCAGGUCUCUGCUUCCCUAGAGCAGCUGCUGACCGAGCUGGAUGACUUCCUCAGGAUUCUGGACCAGGAAAACCUGAGUAGCACAGCCAUGGUGAAGAAGAGUGGCCUGGCAGAACUCCUCCGACUUUACACCAAGAGCAGCAGUUCUGAUGAAGAGUACAUUUACAUGAACAAAGUGACAGUCACCAGGCAGCAGAAUGAAGACAAAGUUCCUGAGGAGCAGGGCCUGCUGACCAAUGGGGAGCCCAGUCAGCACACCUCAGCCCCUCAGAAGAGCCUCCCCGACCUCCCGCCACCCAAGACAAUUCAAGAGCGGAAACAGCUCACUGUUCCAAAGAUCGAGUCUCCAGAGGGUUACUAUGAAGAGGCCGAGCCGUACGACACUUCGGUCAAUGAGGAUGGAGAGGCCGUGAGCAGCUCAUAUGAGUCCUACGAUGAAGAGGAAAGCAGCAAGGGCAAGUCGGCCCCCUACCAGUGGCCCUCAUCGGAGGCCAGCAUUGAGCUGAUGCGUGACGCCCGCAUCUGUGCCUUCCUGUGGCGCAAGAAGUGGCUGGGCCAGUGGGCCAAGCAGCUCUGUGUGAUCAGGGACACCAGACUCCUGUGUUAUAAAUCCUCUAAGGACCACAGCCCUCAGCUUGAUGUGAACUUGCUGGGCAGCAGUGUCAUUCACAAGGAGAAGCAAGUGCGGAAGAAGGAACACAAGUUGAAGAUCAUGCCGAUGAACGCCGACGUGAUCGUGCUGGGCCUGCAGAGCAAGGACCAAGCCGAGCAGUGGCUCCGGGUCAUCCAGGAGGUGAGUGGCCUGCCUUCUGAAGGACCGACAGAGGGAAAUCAGUAUACCCCAGAUUCCCAGCGCCUGAACUGCCAGAAACCGGAUAUAGCUGAGAAGUACGUGUCAGCUGCAGAGUAUGGGAGCACCCCUGAUGGUCACCCUGAGGUCCCAGAGACCAAAGACGUCAAGAAGAAAUGUUCUCCUGGCCUCAGACUGAGCAACCUAAUGAACCUGGGCAGGAAGAAAUCCACCUCAUUGGAGCCUCCAGAGAGGUCCCUUGAGACAUCAAGUUACUUGAAUGUGCUGGUCAACAGUCAGUGGAAGUCACGCUGGUGCUCUGUCAGGGACAAUCACCUGCACUUCUAUCAGGACCGAAACCGGAACAAGGUGGCCCAGCAGCCCCUCAGCCUGGUGGGCUGUGAGGUGGUCCCAGACCCACACCCUGACCACCUUUACUCCUUCCGCAUCCUUCACAAUGGCGAGGAGCUGGCCAAACUCGAGGCCAAGUCUUCUGAGGAGAUGGGUCACUGGCUUGGCCUCCUGCUCUCUGAGUCGGGCUCUAAAACAGAUCCAGAAGAGUUUACCUAUGAUUAUGUGGAUGCUGAGAGGGUUUCCUGUAUUGUCAGUGCAGCCAAAAACUCUCUCUUACUGAUGCAGAGAAAGUUCUCAGAGCCCAACACAUACAUCGAUGGUCUUCCUAGCCGGGACCGCCCGGAAGAACUGUACGAUGACGUGGAGAUGUCAGAGCUGACGGCAGCAGUGGACCCUGCCAAAGAAGCUACCCCUGCCUUAGACACCCCAAGUGAGAGUGAGCUUGACCGAGUAUACCUGGACCUCACACCAGUCAAGUCCUUCCUAUACAGCCCCAGUGGUGGGCAGGCCCAGGCCUCCUCCUCCUCCACGUCACUGCAUCUGGAUCAUCCAACUGAGGCCCUCCCUGCAGACCCAGAUCUAGAACCCACCCUAGAUGAGCCCUGCGUGAAGUCUCCAGGGGACCCAGAGGAGCAGAAGCAGCUGGAGAGUCAGGAGCCUGAGGAGCCAGCCCUGAAAAUCACCACAGUCAAAGUGCAAGCUGAACAGCAAAGAAUCUCCUUCCCAGCAAACUGCCCUGACAUCAUUGCUGCAGCCCCAGCCAGUGCCAGUGCCAGUGCCAGCCCACCUGGGAAGGACAGGCUGCGGGUGACCAGUGCAGAGAUCAAACUUGGUAAGAAUCGGACAGAGGCUGAAGUAAAGCGGUAUACGGAGGAGAAAGAAAGGCUGGAGAAGAAGAAGGAAGAGAUCCGAGGGCACCUGGCUCAGCUCCGGAAAGAGAAACGGGAACUCAAAGAGACCCUGUUAAAAUGUACAGACAAGGGAGUCCUGGCCAGCCUGGAGCAGAAACUGAAAGACAUUGAAGAGGAGUGCCGGAUCGAGGAGAGCAAGCGUGUGGACCUCGAGCUCAACAUCAUGGAGGUGAAAGACAACCUGAAGAAGGCUGAAGCUGGGCCUGUAACACUGGGCACCACAGUGGACACCACCCACCUGGAUAACAUCACCCCCCGUCCCAAAGCUGGCACCCCCACCCCUGCCCCAGACUGCACCCCAGUCAACUCUGCUUCUGUGCUCAAGAACAGGCCUCUUUCAGUCAUGGUCACAGGCAAAGGCACUGUCCUCCAAAAAGCCAAGGAAUGGGAGAAGAAAGGAGCAAGUUAGGAAACAACCACCGUCUAAAAACUCUUGUGUCAAUGUGGACCUUGGUGACAAUCCUGCUUUGGUACAACAGCAACUCUGAGAAAGGGUGAGUCUGUUGAGAAGAAAAAGCAAGGACUGGUGUACUAUGAAUGGAGAACUUUGGCUAAGAGAGGAGGGAAUACAACAGCAACAACAGUAAUAACCACAAAGACUUCUUUGAAGACCUGAGACAUUGUAUUUAGGGAUGGGCUAUGUUUCUUUUUUGAAGUUUUCAUCCAUUGCUUUAUCGUGAUUUCUGAGUAGUGAAAAGCUUCUGAUGUUUAGACUUUGGUGGAAGAGAAAUCAUGGUAUCAGAGCCACAUGGCUUUGGUGACUAAGAAGGCCGAAAUGCCUCACCAUCAUCUUAAUGCAAUAUGCAGUGCUGGGGGUUAAACUGUCCUUGCCUUCAAAUCUGUUCUCGCCAAUAUUAGUGGGUCCAACUCAUUCUUUGGUGAUUUUAAACAGCAUUGACAGUACCUAUGUAAAAUCCCCCUCUGGUAUGGACUUUGAAAAACAGCAUGAGGGGAAAUAUUUGGGGCCAAGCUGAGACACUGACCCCACUAAGGACUUUUUUCCAGUCUAAGGCAGGCCUGAAUUAACUGUCUUUAAAUAAAAUUGUGAUGCUGUAUUAUAUAGAAAAAAAUGUUUAAAAUCCUGUUGCU
Messenger RNA from Castor canadensis (American beaver), 3218 nucleotides. It is a transcript of the gene Afap1l2, whose product is annotated as actin filament associated protein 1 like 2. Gene Ontology annotation, biological process: positive regulation of epidermal growth factor receptor signaling pathway; positive regulation of interleukin-8 production; regulation of mitotic cell cycle. Gene Ontology annotation, cellular component: cytosol. Gene Ontology annotation, molecular function: SH2 domain binding; SH3 domain binding. The record is from RefSeq and is a predicted model, not a curated record. NCBI's taxonomy places the organism in Eukaryota, Metazoa, Chordata, Mammalia, Rodentia, Castoridae.